AUGAUACUGCGUGUUGCGAUUGCUGGUGCCGGUGACCUGGCCAAGUAUCUGGUGGAAGAGCUUCUUACAGCCGGGCAUUCAGUGGUGGUGAUUUCGCGGUCAUGCAAGCCGUGGUAUGAGAGGCCGGACAUCACAUUCCGCACGAGCGAUUACUCGGUUUCCUCGCUCGUUGCAGCGCUUGAGGACUGCGACGCAGUCGUGUCGACAAUUUUGGAUUAUGGCACUGGCGGCGUCGUUCCGCAUCUCAACAUCCUGGAGGCCUGCCAGCAGACCAGCCGGUGCAAGAAAUUCAUCCCGUCUGAGUACGGUGGCGACACGGACCGGUUUCCCGACAUCCCACUGUUCUACGAGGCAUCACACGUCCCUGUUCGGACAGCACUGGCAGCACAGACUGACGUCAAGUGGACGCUGCUGGGCAACGGCUGGCUGAUGGACUACUUCGUGGCAGCAUCACAACGCUACAUCCGCGACAUCAGGGCGUACCACCCGAUUGACUUUGAGACGAACAAGGCGGUGAUUGCGGGCACGGGAGAUGAGCCAGUCUGCUUCACCAGCGUGCGUGACUUGUCCAAGGCUAUUGCGGUGUUGGUUGCUCACGAUGACUGGGACCAGCCGACGACGUUCCUGAUGGGCGAGCGAACGUCCUGGAACGGGAUCGUGAAGACGCUGGCGGCACACGGCCGGAACCUGGAGGUAACGUACCGCUCGCACGAGCAGGUGGUCAAGGAAAGCAUCGGCGACAGUGAGGAGGCGCUGGUGGCACAGUUUGGUGUAUGGUCAAGCUCAGGAUCGUGCGGGCUUCCGGAAGAGCAGCUCGAGAGACAGCGGGCCAAGUUCUUCUCUGCCGUCAAGCUCCGCACUGUGGACGAGUUCCUUAAUGAUGCAGAGAAGGACACCACCAAGCAGGUUAAGAUAUAG
Grosmannia clavigera kw1407 is the source of this 918-nucleotide messenger RNA. RefSeq names its product NmrA-like protein. The record is from RefSeq and is a predicted model, not a curated record. The transcript has a single exon. The coding region runs from base 1 to 918 and encodes 305 amino acids. NCBI's taxonomy places the organism in Eukaryota, Fungi, Ascomycota, Sordariomycetes, Ophiostomatales, Ophiostomataceae.